GAGAGAGAGGGGCGCUUUCGUGUCGCUGGUUUCUCUCUCCCCGCCACCUCCUCCCUUCCUCUUUCCUCCUCGCCCGGGAAGACUCCGGGUCCUUUUCGGGACUGCGGCCUGUCUGAGGCGCCUUGAGUCCCUGCUUCCCCCAGCAACGGCGGCCGGGAGAAGAACGGCCGCCGUCGUGCCGCUCCCAAAAUGUCGCAGACAGCCAUGUCCGAGACCUACGAUUUCCUGUUUAAGUUUUUGGUCAUUGGAAAUGCUGGAACUGGCAAAUCCUGUUUGCUUCAUCAAUUUAUUGAGAAAAAAUUCAAAGAUGACUCAAAUCAUACUAUAGGAGUGGAGUUUGGUUCAAAGAUAAUAAAUGUAGGAGGCAAAUAUGUAAAGCUACAGAUAUGGGAUACAGCUGGACAAGAACGAUUCAGGUCUGUAACGCGAAGCUACUACAGAGGUGCUGCAGGUGCUUUACUUGUUUAUGAUAUUACCAGUCGAGAAACCUACAAUGCACUUACUAACUGGCUGACAGACGCAAGGAUGCUAGCAAGUCAGAACAUUGUAAUAAUACUGUGUGGGAACAAAAAGGAUCUUGAUGGAGAUCGAGAAGUCACUUUCUUAGAAGCAUCCAGGUUUGCCCAAGAAAAUGAGCUGAUGUUCUUGGAAACAAGUGCUUUGACAGGGGAAAACGUUGAAGAGGCCUUUGUACAGUGUGCAAGAAAAAUACUUAAUAAAAUUGAGUCAGGUGAACUGGAUCCAGAAAGGAUGGGCUCAGGUAUUCAAUACGGGGAUGCAGCAUUGAGACAGCUGAGAUCUCCGCGAAGAGCACAAGCUCAAAGUGUUCAAGAAUGUGGCUGUUAGAAGCAAAAAACAAACAAAACACUCAUUGUAAGGGAAAAGCUGUCCUUACAAAUGAUGUUUAAUGAAACAACUGCCGUGGCUUCAAGGCUCUGCAAAUUCAGAACUCCUUUUUGAUUCAACAAAGCAGACCCCCCUGUGGUGUGUUUUUUUAAAGUACUGUUGAAUGGCUUCUGGAAGUGUGCGAUUGGCACAGCAAAACUGCAAAAAGAAAAUCUGAUAAUUCAAUGGACAAUACUGAAACUAAAAUACCUGUAUGUAAAUGUUUUCUGUUGAAUAUUUUUGUUCAUUAUCUCUAGUUUGAAACGUUAUUGUAUCAUGUGUACAUAAAACGUCACCAUUAAAUUUCCAAAGCAUGAUAUACUGACAUAAUAUUGCACUAACAGCUGUUUUUUAAUGACUAAAAUUUUAAGGGUGGUAGGCAUUAUCAUGUUUUGGGUGGCAUUUUUGUACAAUAGCUUCUAUUUAUAAGUUGACAUUGAAAGCUACUGGCAUUGACUGUCAGUGUUUUAUUUGCCACAUUCUACAAGGCGCUUACACAAUUUAUUUUUUUGAAAAACAGUUAGGUCAUAUGUUUAUUAAUCUGCCAUAUUGAAACAAUAUUUUUUUUACUGGAGCGUAGCUGUCCUGUUGACAAUUCUUAAAUGUAUUUCAAUCACUUUGUCAAAUGUAGGCUAAACAAUGCAGUUGUGAACUCUUGAGAGCUUACUGUUGUCCAAUCUUGCCUUGGGAAAUUUCUGUUUUCUACAUCGUAGAUUCUAACUGAGAUUGUAUGUUUUGAGUAGAAGGUAAUGCCUACUUGUUUUGCCAUUCUAGAGGAGUGUUUGAAGUUGUGAAUCACCAUUUUAUUAAACUAAUUUCUAUACAUAA
Elgaria multicarinata webbii is the source of this 1713-nucleotide messenger RNA. RefSeq names its product RAB4A, member RAS oncogene family (gene RAB4A). Gene Ontology annotation, molecular function: GTPase activity; GTP binding. The record is from RefSeq and is a predicted model, not a curated record. Gene Ontology annotation, cellular component: postsynaptic recycling endosome; plasma membrane; insulin-responsive compartment. The transcript has 8 exons. Gene Ontology annotation, biological process: vesicle-mediated transport; Rab protein signal transduction; regulation of endocytosis. NCBI's taxonomy places the organism in Eukaryota, Metazoa, Chordata, Lepidosauria, Squamata, Anguidae. Bases 190 to 846 code for a protein of 218 amino acids.